Molecule: messenger RNA, 1452 nt
Organism: Penicillium robsamsonii
Lineage: Eukaryota; Fungi; Ascomycota; Eurotiomycetes; Eurotiales; Aspergillaceae
Exons: 1
Coding region: 1-1452 (483 amino acids)
Cellular component (GO): mitochondrion
Source: RefSeq, a predicted model, not a curated record
AUGGCGACAAACAUCAAUCGGCUGUGCUUCCUCUCAAGAAGCAAUUCUACGGCUCCUUUUCUAUAUCACACCCAAACACUUACGCCUAUUUCAUCCGUGGCCCGAAAACAAUUCAACCGUCGCUUUCCGCGCUCUUUUUCUACCCAGAUCGAUACCGAGGCCAAUAAUGCAACGGAGGACAAACCAUUAGCGGAAGAUAACACAAGUCAGAAUACUUCUGAAGAGUCAACUACCUCCAGCUCGACGAGUGAGGCAGCUCCCAAGCCCCGACGAAGCUAUCUGCAGAAAAAAGCAGCAUCUGUCUCUGCAAGGCCUAGCCUCAGACCAUCCGUGGUCAAGAAGACAACAAAAAUAGCACCGAAGAUCACAAGUCAGGAGAAAUUGGUAUUCGGAGGGCUCUUAGAGCAGCUUGGACUCAAAUACGAUGGGGAAACUACCGAGCCAAGCUCAUUGAAACCGCUGAGCGAGGAGAAGAAGGCUGAACUGGCUGAGCUAGCGUCGGUGUUUGAUAAUUUGCUAAAGGACCCAAGACAAAAGAGAGCGAAUAUGAAAGCUAAGCAACAAGCGAAGGACGACUCUUCUUCUUAUCAAAGACUAGAGAAGUCAAAAACGGAAGAACAAGUCCCAGCGGAGAAUCAAGGUCCAAAGCGAAUCUAUCUCCGUGAACUGGGCUAUACUGAGCCUGCCACGGCUAGCGCUGCCGAAGUGACCGUCAGCUUGCGGAGAGCGAUUGAGAUCGUCGUCAAAGCGGAAUCAGAACACAUUGAAUUCGCACUUUUCCAAGCCAUCGAGGAUGGCAAGGGCGACAUGGGUGUGUGGGAGGUAUGCAAGGAGCGCAUUUUCUCCAUGCUGUGCCACCUAGACGAGAAAUCUCUCGUCGAGGCUUCGGACCCGGGAAGUUUGAGCACAACAGACCAGCCCGAACCAUCCACUCGGCUAUCAGGACCUCUCAGAGUCCCAGCCGUUGUCCCGGUCUCCCCUGUCGUGGUAGCUCUAUACCCGAAGACCCUCCUGAUCGCCUUCCGCCUGCUGAAUACCCACUUCCGUGACUCCCCGCUCAUCCCCCAGUUCCGCUCGACAAUCAAGGAAUACGGCCGUGUCUCUACUUUCCUCGGUGCAUCAUCUGGCCUGUACGAUGAGUUGAUCCACUACCACUGGCGAGUAUGCAAGGAUCUUCCCACUGUGGUGUCAAUCCUGCGCGAGAUGAACCAGCUGGGCAUCAACCCGAGUAGCAAGUCCCGCGGCAUGCUGACCGGCCUUAUCAUUCGCCAUGCCCGGGACUUGGAGGCUAAUCGGAAAUCCCCGAGCGAGAAGGAUUUCUUCUGGGAUUUGCCAUCCAACAAGGAGGCAUUCGAUCAGCUUACCCGUAAGGAUGGUUGGAUGGACCAGAUCGAGGCGCGUGCAGAGGAAGAGGCGAGGCAACGUCAGACUACUCGGACUUUCCACCACUAG